Molecule: messenger RNA, 645 nt
Organism: Iphiclides podalirius (scarce swallowtail)
Lineage: Eukaryota; Metazoa; Arthropoda; Insecta; Lepidoptera; Papilionidae
Source: the annotation of a GenBank genome assembly
AUGCAUUUCGAAUGCUUGAACUAUACCCCCGGAAAGGUUAAGGACAUCCGAGCGGGAAUCAUCAAGGUGACCUGCCCAUGCCCCGACUGUAAGACCACCGAGCCGAAGGAGUAUCGAACGGACCAGCCGUUCAGUUGCACCAACAUGCAAUGCCCCGCCAACCGUCCGGCCAAGUGCGACAACAAGGAGUGCCCGUCGAACAAGUCCCCGGACAAGAUAAACCAGACGUCGACGAACAUAAUCCCCUCCUGCCCGCUACAGAAGUGCGGCAAUGAGUGCAAGAGGAACAGUUUCCCCCAAAUACCGAGCGCGCCCACGCCACCCGUGAGUAAGCCUUGCGCUCCGACCUCAGUUUCCGCGGUGAGCAGCGAGCCGGCGCAGAGUACCUUGGAGGACCCGUCGGGCGACGUGAUGAAGCAGGCGCGUGCCGAUCUAUCCUCGCUGGGUACCCUCCAGCAGAUGUGCAGGACCGUCGGCCAGUUGGCGAAUCAGAUUAAUCAUUUGAUGAACAAAAUGAAGCAGGUGGUGAGCGACCCGGAUAGCUCGGCUCCAAAGAAAGAAAAGAAAGGGUCCAUGAGUACGCCGCCGACAAAACCGAACUGCCCAAAGCCCUGCCACUGCCCCGGCAAUCCCAAUCGGAAGAAA